Ipomoea nil (Japanese morning glory) is the source of this 1571-nucleotide messenger RNA. RefSeq names its product protein TRIGALACTOSYLDIACYLGLYCEROL 3, chloroplastic. The record is from RefSeq and is a predicted model, not a curated record. Bases 216 to 1283 code for a protein of 355 amino acids. Gene Ontology annotation, molecular function: ATP binding; ATP hydrolysis activity. Lineage: Eukaryota; Viridiplantae; Streptophyta; Magnoliopsida; Solanales; Convolvulaceae. The transcript has 10 exons.
GUUGAAAAGCAGGUGGCAGAAGCCUUCGUUGGACACGACUGAUUCCCGGGCUAAGCUGAAGUGAACAUAGUCGUUUUCUUCACAUUUUCUUCUUCCACCGUUAUUUAUUUCUUGGCAUAUGGUUUUCGAAUCUGAAUUGAAUUUGGAUCUGGGUCUUCCUCAAAGCCGCCAUCCCUUUUGAAGCCAAGAUUGUGGGGGCAAAAAUCUAAUAAACUAUGGCUUCUUUCGCGGGCUCGGCUCCCCUCAGCAUCUAUGUCAGCAAUAAUGGCGCGUCUUCUUCUUCUUCUUCUGCGGGAAAACCAUCCAGUUUGUUUCGUUCUUUUAUUUUCACUAGAAAGGAAACCAAUAGAAGGAUAGUUUGUGCUUGUGUGGCGCCUCCUCGAGACGUGAAGCCCGCUGAUGCCGAUGAAUUUUCUUCCCCUAAAUUCAAUGGUUCAGCUAAACCUGAGAACCUGAGCUCGACGGGGGAGCCUGAUGACGGAUCUGACGUGCUUAUUGAGUGCAGAAAUGUAUACAAGUCAUUUGGCGAGAAGCAUAUCUUAAGAGGUGUGAGCUUCAAGAUAAAGCAUGGAGAGGCUGUUGGAAUAAUUGGGCCCUCUGGGACUGGAAAGUCUACAAUCUUAAAGAUAAUGGCUGGGCUACUUGCUCCAGACAGGGGUGAGGUUUUAAUCCGGGGGAGAAGACGCCAUGGACUAAUCAGUGAUGAGGAAAUAUCUGGUCUUAGGAUUGGCUUAGUGUUUCAGAGUGCAGCACUUUUUGAUUCGUUGACUGUUCGAGAAAAUGUUGGUUUCCUUUUAUACGAGAAUUCCACCAUGCCUGGGGAUCAAAUUGCUCAGUUAGUAACAGAGACCUUAGCUGCUGUUGGGUUGAAGGGUGUAGAGAACCGGCUACCUUCUGAAUUGUCUGGUGGAAUGAAGAAAAGAGUUGCUUUAGCUCGUUCUAUAAUUUUUGAUACAACAAAAGAUGUGGUUGAGCCAGAGGUACUUCUGUACGAUGAACCAACAGCUGGGCUUGAUCCAAUUGCAUCGACUGUUGUGGAAGAUCUUAUCCGCUCUGUUCAUAUGAAAGGCGAGGAUGCCCUUGGGACGCCCGGGAAGAUUGCAUCCUAUGUUGUGGUCACUCAUCAACAUAGUACCAUUAGAAGAGCUGUAGACAGGCUAUUGUUUCUUCAUGAAGGGAGGGUUGUUUGGCAAGGAAUGACUAGUGAAUUCUCGUCAUCAACUAAUCCUAUUGUUCAGCAGUUUGCGUCGGGGAGCUUGGAUGGCCCAAUCAAUUACUAUUAGCACUCUGCUUUUGCGCAUUUCACCCAACAUAACACUCUUUUAUACAAGUAGACGAGAGGUUGGCGUCGUCGUGGUCAAGUUUCGCCCCUCAAUUCUGUUUGCCGAGGCUUGCUUCCAAGGCGUCCGAUUAAUACUAUAAGUUUUUUUUGGUAGUAGCCACAAGUUCAUUAGGGGCUAGAUAUUUGUUCAUUUCAUAACACUUCUUAAAAGAGCUAAGAAUGAGAAUGUAUGAACAAGUUCUUUUAGAACCACAAUUAUUUUACCUAGCCAGGUGGUUAUAUUGGAUUU